This is a messenger RNA of Anopheles funestus (African malaria mosquito), 3054 nucleotides long. It is a transcript of the gene hgo, whose product is annotated as homogentisate 1,2-dioxygenase. The record is from RefSeq and is a predicted model, not a curated record. NCBI's taxonomy places the organism in Eukaryota, Metazoa, Arthropoda, Insecta, Diptera, Culicidae. Gene Ontology annotation, molecular function: homogentisate 1,2-dioxygenase activity. Gene Ontology annotation, cellular component: cytoplasm. Gene Ontology annotation, biological process: L-phenylalanine catabolic process. The transcript has 4 exons. The coding region runs from base 284 to 1597 and encodes 437 amino acids.
AACGCGCGCAACGCAGUACAAGCGAGAAUGGGUUAAGGAAUUAGAAUAUUUUUGAAUGCUUAAUAACCGACGGAACCGUCCCGGUUUAGUUCAGUCGACUUUCACAAUUCGAACGGUUCGAGUGAUCAGGCACGCUUAUCUGUAGAGGGACAUUAUUCCCAAACUGGUGAACGAGUGCAGUGAGACCGCUGAGACGCACAUCACAAGUGUAGUAAAAGAUUGCAAGAUAAAAGUAAAAGUGUAAACCAGCAUCCGAACGAUAAUCGCUUGAAAAGCCGUCAGCAUGCCGGAGUACCAGUAUUUGUCUGGAUUUGGAUCGCAUUUCUCGUCGGAAGACGCACGCUUCCCGAACGCUCUACCGGAAGGACAAAAUUCGCCUCAAAAAUGUCCUUACGGGCUGUAUGCGGAACAACUCUCGGGAAGUGCGUUUACGGCACCGCGUACCGAAAACACGCGCACGUGGUUAUAUCGCAUCCGACCAUCGGUCGUACAUCAACCGUUCAAGCGAUUCGAGGGGACGGCUCCGUUUCUCCGUGGAACCGGUUGGGAAGAGCAGCACCCCAAUCCGAACCAGAUGCGCUGGAAUCCGUUCGAUUUGCCGGCUGACAGUACGGAGAUUGAUUUUGUCGCUGGGUUACAUACGGUAUGCGGUGCGGGUGAUGUCCGUGCCCGACAUGGACUGGCGGUGCAUGUGUAUCUUGCUAAUUCUUCGAUGAAGGAUACAGCGUUCUAUAACAGUGAUGGGGACUUUCUUAUUGUUCCCCAACAAGGUCCGUUGGACAUUACCACCGAGUUUGGACGGAUGUACGUGAAACCGAACGAAAUCUGUGUAAUUCCUCAAGGAAUCCGGUUCAGCGUAGCACUAGAAGGACCUUCGCGCGGUUACAUUCUCGAGGUGUACGACGGCCACUUCCGUCUACCCGACCUAGGUCCGAUCGGAGCGAACGGGCUAGCCAACCCACGUGACUUCCUGACACCAACGGCACAUUUCGAGGAUCGCUCGGUAGAUGGUUACCGAAUCGUGUCCAAAUUCCAGGGUGCGCUGUUCGUUGCCACGCAGGGCCAUUCGCCGUUCGAUGUGGUUGCUUGGCACGGUAACUAUGUACCGUACAAGUACGAUCUUGCCCGUUUCAUGGUGAUCAACUCGGUAAGCUUCGAUCACUGCGAUCCGAGUAUCUUCACCGUGCUUACGUGCCCGAGCAAUCGUCCAGGUACGGCCAUUGCCGACUUCGUUAUUUUUCCACCAAGAUGGUCCGUUCAAGAGAAUACCUUCCGUCCUCCGUACUAUCACCGCAAUUGCAUGAGUGAAUUUAUGGGCCUGAUAUUCGGUCGGUACGAGGCAAAGGAGGGUGGUUUCCUGCCCGGUGGGGCUUCCCUGCAUUCCAUGAUGACGCCGCACGGACCUGAUCAUCGGUGCUUUGAAGGAGCCUCUAAUGCGGAACUGAAACCGGAACGUAUUGCCGAAGGUACGCAGGCAUUCAUGUUCGAAUCAUCGCUGAGCAUGGCCGUUACACGCUGGGGUGAAGAAACAUGUCAGAAACUGGAUGCACGCUACUACGAGUGUUGGCAAGCAUUGGAAAAACACUUCCAUCUGUAAACUUCGUACUUUGGGUUGAAUGAAUUCGAUCGUUCGGUGAAGGGAUGCAAAAUUUUGUACACCUUUUAAACAUUCCACUUAAAACGUUUGAAGAUUAAGCAACUCUCUGCUUUUCUGUUUCGUCUUAUAUUUUUAUUCUUCAUUUUCCAUUUUGUAUCAUCUCGUUGAUUUUCUUGUGUUAUUCUCUUCUGUUUUCUUGUUUGGUUUUACUGGAUUUUGUUUUUGUAUGAUAAUUACGGAUAUAUUUCUUUAAGAAGCAAAUUUGAUAAAAUUAUGUACCGGGCGGUAUUUUCUUCUGUGUUUUGUUUUCUUUGCUCGUAUGUGUGUGUGUGUGUUUGCAUCACACUUCAAACAUAGAGGGUAUUUGAUUUUUUUAUUGUGCCUUCUUUUGCAUCAUCCGGUUUUGGUUUCCGCACCCGACGAGAUGCUUGCUAGCGAUUAAUUAAGAUAACCGUCAAAUACGACCAUGCUUAAGGACAUGUUUUUUUUUAUUAUUAUUUUGCUGUUUAAAAAGAACGUUUAUAAUUCGUAUCCUGUUUGCAUCAGUUUGCAUUCUCAUUUGAUUUAUCUCCUUUCUACUUCUGUGUGUUUUUUCUUUUCAUUUACAUAUUCGCUUCGCUCUGUUUUAACUUUAUGCAAAAGAAAUCAACACCAUGAAACGAAUUUAGCGCUCUUUCAAACGUUUGUAAUCUAGUUUUACAUGUCUUUCUAAUGCUUCUUCCCUUUAUGUACACCUGGCAAUGCACAUGUGCAGCACUCCCGCCGGUACGGUAGGCACAGAUAAAUCCAUGUUGAGAUUAUUGUUUUACAAAAAACGAACAAAUGUUACGAUCAAUCGGUGCAAUCGUGAAACGUUUCAACACACAACCGAAUCCUUAAAUCGACGGAUAAAAUGAAGCAUUUGAACUAGGUACGUUUGUGUUCGUGUUACUAAACGAAUUACGUGUUGCAAUCCAACGAUAUUUUCUUUACGGGGUUAUUAUUUUGGUUACGAGUUUACGGGUGAAGAGAAGCUUGUGCCUUUGCGCGAAAGCCAAUUGUACACAAUCACAUAAAACAUGGUACAAUUAAAUGAUACAGCGCUUCAUUCUAGCCGACAGUUACGACCGGAUGGCGCAUUUCUGCUUCGAGUUUCGUCUUUGCUCCUCUAUUUACCAUUAUCUUGUUUUGUAUGUGUGUUACAUUUUACGUAAAUUGGUUUAAGGUUUUCACGAUCACGUGUUACAGUUUCUAUGCAGGUCGACUAUUUGUUUGCCACUAUUGUAAUAUCCUUAUCUGCUUGCCACUGCACAUGUCCUGUUUGGCGCAGUGUAUUGCGUGCGUGCGUGAUUGUGCAUUCUUCCUUUCGUUAAUUUUUUUUCCCCUUCUAGCUACUAAUACAAUAAUGAUGGAACUAUAUAAGUUUAGGUAUCAUUCAUACAAAAAUAAACAGCAUUUUCUUGUGUGUUUACUUAUUA